AUGUCAAUGGAUAGGGGCAAAAAUAGAACUGGACUCUUCUGUGGCAUCCUGGCUGAAGGUGGCAUUCCCAGAACCGGACCCCUCAGCAUCAUCCUGGCUGAAAGUGGCGUUGACAGAACCAGACCCCUCAGCAUCAUCCUGGCUGAAUGUGGCAUUCACAGAACCGGACCCCUCAGCAGCGCCUUGGCUAAAGGUGGCAUUCACAGAACCGGACCCCUCAGCAUCAUCCUGGCUGAAAGUGGCGUUCACAGAACCAGACCCCUCAGCAUCAUCCUGGCUCAAGGUGGAGUUCACAGAACCGGACCCCUCAGCAUCAUCCUGGCUGAAUGUGGCAUUCACAGAACCAGACCCCUCAGCAUCAUCCUGGCUGAAUGUGGCAUUCACAGAACUGGACCCCUCAGCAUCAUCCUGGCUCAAGGUGGAGUUCACAGAACCGGACCCCUCAGCAGAAUCCUGGCUGAAAGUGGCAUUCACAGAACCAGACCCCUCAGCAUCAUCCUGGCUCAAGGUGGAGUUCACAGAACCGGACCCCUCAGCAGAAUCCUGGCUGAAAGUGGCGUUCACAGAACCAGACCCCUCAGCAUCAUCCUGGCUCAAGGUGGCGUUCACAGAACCGGACCCCUCAGCAUCAUCCUGGCUGAAUGUGGCGUUCACAGAACCAGACCCCUCAGCAUCAUCCUGGCUCAAGGUGGAGUUCACAGAACCGGACCCCUCAGCAGAAUCCUGGCUGAAAGUGGCGUUCACAGAACCGGACCCCUCAGCAUCAUCCUGGCUGAAUGUGGCAUUCACAGAACCGGACCCCUCAGCAUCAUCCUGGCUGAAUGUGGCGUUCACAGAACCAGACCCCUCAGCAUCAUCCUGGCUCAAGGUGGAGUUCACAGAACCGGACCCCUCAGCAGAAUCCUGGCUGAAAGUGGCGUUCACAGAACCGGACCCCUCAGCAUCAUCCUGGCUGAAUGUGGCAUUCACAGAACCGGACCCCUCAGCAUCAUCCUGGCUCAAGGUGGAGUUCACAGAACCGGACCCCUCAGCAGAAUCCUGGCUGAAAGUGGCGUUCACAGAACCGGACCCCUCAGCAUCAUCCUGGCUGAAUGUGGCAUUCACAGAACCGGACCCCUCAGCAUCAUCCUGGCUCAAGGUGGCGUUCACAGAACCGGACCCCUCAGCGGCGUCCUGGCUGAAUGUGGCAUUCACAGAACCGGACCCCUCAGCAGAAUCCUGGCUGAAUGUGGCAUUCAAAGAACCGGACCCCUCAGCAGCGUCUUGGCUAAAGGUGGCAUUCACAGAUCUGGACCCCUCAGCGUCAUCCUGGCUCAAGGUGGAGUUCACAGAACCGGACCCCUCAGCAGAAUCCUGGCUGAAAGUAGCGUUGACAGAACCGGACCCCUCAGCAGUGUCUUGGCUAAAGGUGGCAUUCACAGAUCUGGACCCCUCAGCGACACCCUGGCUGAAAGUGGCAUUCAUAGGACCAGACCCCUCAGUAGCAUCCUGGCUGACGGUGGCGUUGACAGGGCCGGACCCCUCAGUGGAAUCCUGGCUGAAGGUGGCGUUGACAGGACCGGACCCCACUUCAUCGUCCAGGCUGAAUGUGGCGUUGAAAGAACCAGACCCCUCAGCAGCAUCCUGGGUGAAGGUGGCAUUCAAAGAACUCAACCCCUCAGUGGCAUCCUGGCUGAAGUUGCCAUGCAGGUGGAGAGAGUUUGAACUGGAUACAUUGACCUGAUUGC
This is a messenger RNA of Ctenopharyngodon idella (grass carp), 1727 nucleotides long. RefSeq lists its product as uncharacterized. The transcript is spliced from 3 exons. The coding region runs from base 1 to 1704 and encodes 567 amino acids. NCBI's taxonomy places the organism in Eukaryota, Metazoa, Chordata, Actinopteri, Cypriniformes, Xenocyprididae. The record is from RefSeq and is a predicted model, not a curated record.